Molecule: messenger RNA, 342 nt
Organism: Musca vetustissima
Lineage: Eukaryota; Metazoa; Arthropoda; Insecta; Diptera; Muscidae
Product: adult cuticle protein 1-like
Exons: 2
Coding region: 1-342 (113 amino acids)
Source: RefSeq, a predicted model, not a curated record
AUGCAGAAACUGCAAAAUCAGAAAUGUCACUUCUCCAUUGUUGCUGCCGUCCUUGCUUUGGCUAUGGGUGCUAACGCCUCAGUAUAUCCUUGGGGACCCGUCGUUGUGGGUGGUCCAGUACCAGGUGCCGUUGUUGUCGGUCAUCCCGGUCCCCUUGUAGUUGGACCUAGUCCAGUCCAAGUUGUUACCAGCCCAGUUCAUGUUCCAGCUGUUGUUGCUGUAGCUGCUCCAGGUGCCGUCUCAGUUUCCAAGACUCGUGGUGCUGUACAUGUUGCUCCCUUGCCCGGUCAUGCUCAAUCUGUUGUCCAGGCUAACUUGCAACCUGCUCCCGGAACUUUGUAA